AAACGAGGCUCGCUGUACAGAAGCGUGUGGAAAAUGGCGGACGAAAGCGAGAACGCAGAACCCAGAGAACAAGAUGGAUUUAAGGGCGAUCAAGAUAACUUUCAGGACAAUUACAAAAUGCACAGGGGUCCUCCCUACCCCGGACCUCCUCCACGUGGAAGAGGUUUCAUGAGAGGUCCAAGGCCACCUUUUGGAAGAGGACCUCCAGGACCCGGACAUGGUCCUCCCCGAUUUCGGGGACCUCCAGGACCCCCAGGGAUGAGAGGGCCUCCUCCUGGAAUGCGAGGUCCGCCACCACCUGGGAUGAGAGGGCCACCCAGAGGACAUCCAUCCCAUUAUGGAGGGCCAGGUAGACCUCCUUUUGACCCUAACUAUGGUCCACCCCCACCAGGAAUGGGAUCACCACAAGGGAUGGGGCACCCACCAGGCAUGCCUCCACCUCCUGGCAUGCAGCCUCCUGGCAUGCCACCCCCAGGCAUGCCUCCACCGGGUAUGCGACCCCCUAUGAUGCCACCACCAAACAUGCCACCACCAAAUUUUUCAAUGCCACCUCCAGGAUUUUCAAUGCCACCAACCUCCCCAGGAGGCACUCAGACAGGAUCGGACCUGAACCAGGAACUGUGGGUAGAGACUAAGACAGCUGAGGGAAAGGCAUACUUCUAUAAUGCUCGCACCAGAGAAUCUGCGUGGGUUAAACCUGAGAAUGUGAAGAUCAUUACGCAGGCUGACGUGGAGGCAAUGGCAUCGCAGGCCUUACAGACAAACACCACAACAUCUGCUGGUGGCACAUCCACUGCAGCACAGGCGGCAGUUGCCCAGGCUCAAGCAGCUGCAACAAACCAGAACCCAGCCAGUGCCACACCAGACAUGACAGGAUUCAAUCAGAUGGGCCAAGGCUUCACUCCUGCACCCAUGACCCAAAACAGUGCACAGCCUAUACCAAGUCAGCCAGAGGCACAGCAAACUGCUACUGAUGCUGUAGCAGCUCAGAAACCUCCCACCACACAGAUGCCACCGAAGCCUCCAGAGGUUGCUGAAUGGUCCGAGCAUAAAAAUGGUGAUGGCCGUUCUUACUUCUACAACUCGCGUUCUAUGGAAUCUACAUGGGACAAACCACAGACAUUGGUUGACUGGGAAGCUAAACUAGCCCAGAAACAACAGCAACAACUACCACCACCUGUUGCUCCCCAGCAGCAGCAGCAGCAGCAACAGCCACAGCCCAUGCAGACAGACAGUCCACAGGUCAAUGGAUACAAUGCAGCAACAGAGGAAGCAUCUAAUGAUACAGAGGAAAAAGAGGAAGAAAAGGAAGAGGAGAAGAAGGAGGAGGAAGAUGAGAAGACAGAGGAACAGAAGGCAGCAGAGAAGGCACGUCCCGUGUCCAGUACACCUGUACCAGGAACACCUUGGUGUGUGGUGUGGACAGGAGAUGGGCGUGUCUUCUUCUAUAACCCCAGCCAGCGUACUUCGCUGUGGGAGAAGCCAGAGGAGAUCCAAGGACGUCCCGACGUGGAGAAGAUGCUUCAGGCCCCCCCUGAUGCCACCAAGGCCGAGAAGAAAGAGGAGGAAGAAGGAGAACCCCAGGCCAAGAAGCAGAAGAUGGAUGAGCUGACAGAGGACAAGAAGGACGAGGUGAAGAGGAUAGAUGUAGGUAAGGAAGCAGCCAUUGAGGCAGAGGUCCAGGCAGCGAGACAGCGGGCGGUGGUCCCACUGGAGAUUCGCAUGAAGCAGUUCCGGGACAUGUUGGCAGAGAAGGAGGUGUCUGCGUUUUCUACUUGGGAGAAGGAGCUUCACAAAAUCGUGUUUGACCCCCGCUAUCUACUGCUGACCUCCAAGGAGCGUAAACAGGUAUUUGAACAAUACGUAAAGGAGCGAGCUGAGGAGGAACGCAGAGAGAAGCACAGAAAACUACGUGAGAGGAAGGACUCUUUCCGACAGCUACUUGAUGAGGCGAGACUUCAUGGAAAAUCCAGCUUCAGUGACUUUGCAGCUAAAUAUGGCAAAGAUGACCGUUUCAAGGCUAUUGAUAAAAUGAGAGAGAGGGAAGCCAUUUUCAGCGACUACUGUUCAGACCUGAGAAAGAAGGAGAAGGAAGAGAAAUCCCUCCAAAAAGAACGGCUGAAGUCCGACUUCUUGGCACUUUUGAAGGAAACUUCCGACAUUGAGCGACACUCGCGUUGGAGCGAGAUCAAACGUAAGAUCGACUCAGAUCCUCGAUACAAAGCAGUAGACAGCAGUUCUCGGCGAGAGGAUUGGUUUAAGGACUACGCAAGGAAGUUGGAAGAUCCUGUAUCAGAAGAUGAAGAUGAAAGGAAGGACAGAGAGAACGAUAAGAAAGAUAGAGAGAAACAGGAGAGAGUGGAAGCCAGCAUCCGUAAACGGGAGGAGGAAGUACAGAGGUCUUUGUCCACAUCUCUGCGUGAGCGUGAUAAAGAGAGGGAACAACAUAAAAAGGAUGAAGCCAUGCAGCUGUUUAAUGCCCUACUCUCUGACCUGGUGCGUAACUCUGAAGUAACAUGGAGAGACACGCGCAAGCAGUUGAGGAAGGACCAUCGCUGGGACCUGGCUGAUCUCCUUGACCGUGACGAGAAGGAGAAGCUGUUUGAGGAGCAUAUAGAUAACCUCAACAAGAAAAACAAGGACAUGUUCCAUAAACUAAUGGAUGACACCAUGCCCAGUCUUACAUCUGUAUGGAAAGAAAUCAAGAAACAAAUAAAAGAAGAUCCAAGAUAUACAAAGUUCUCAUCAAGUGACAGGAAACGUGAAAAAGAAUUCAACGACUAUCUACAUGAGAAAUACGUACAAGCUAAGGCUGACUUCCGUGAAUUGUUGAAGGAGUCCAAACUGAUAACUUACAGGUCUAAGAAGCUGUUGGAGGAAACGGAUUCACACAUGAAGGACAUCAUCACUAUACUACAGAAUGACAAGCGCUACCUGAUCCUGGAUUGUGUGGAGGAUGAGCGUAGCAAAAUCCUCAUGUCCUACAUUGAUGAUCUGGACAGGAAGGGUGUGCCCCCUCCCCCCACAGCCUCAGAACCCUCCCGAAGAUCCACCAAGUGAACUCUUUGCCCAAGGACUGGGUUACAGUGACAAUGAUAUUGUUGUUCUAAUUGGCCAGCUGUAGAUUUCACAGACAAUUCAAAGGCGUGACAUAGUGUUGUCGACUCACUCGGACAUUUUACUGACUCGUGUCCACGGAGAGAGAUUUAAUUGUUAUGUUAUGUUUCUUGACUCAUUCAUCAACAACCGAGAUGAUUGUUUGAAGGUACAAAAGUCUUGUAAUACAUUGUUGUGACUGGUUGGUCGUUAAACAAUUCAAUUGACAGUGCAUUUAGUGGUGAUGAACAUCGUUGUUUUACAUUGUUUUUAGAAGAUUUAGUUAAUAUUUUGACACGGAUACAGUGUGUUAAGACUGAUCGGUCGACUGCCACGGGUCCUGUUGUAGGUUGAUGGAUAAUGGAACAUUGCUACUCCAGUUAUAGAAAUAUGGCAAUUCAGAAAUCUGUCAAGUUGUUAUAGAUAGGUUCGUAUUCCCCAACAUUAAAAGUAUGUCAGAUUAAUAUAGCAGUGAUCUAGGAAGACAUGGUUAUAUUAUUUACAGUACAGUAAAACCUUGAUAUGAUGCCCCUUGUUUCAUUUUCCAUCUUGCUUACCGCCACCAUAUUUCUAGACUCCCUUUUCCUUUCUUUAUAAGAAAUCUCCUUAAACGUCUUCUUAACGAGAGUCUCCUUUAGGUUGGUUUAGCCAAACCUCUUUAUAUUGCCAAAAUUUGGCUAGACAAAGGGGGCAGUAUAACAAGGUUUUAUGGUACUGUAUAGAUACACUGUUUAUCCCGGGUGACAGCAGUUAUUGGGGAGCUACUCUGAAGGGUGGCUAUCUGCUAAUGUUGUCAGUAUCAUCUCAUUCACAACUCUGCACUGUUUCAAUAUACCCAUUCGUGGAAGGCAAAUUAUUAAAUUUUGUGGAAAGUGGAUAUUGAAAGGAAGGCUGCAUUAUAAAUUUAAUUAACUUCUGUCGGUGGUGUCCAUGAAAAAAGAUGUCUUCUAUUGGAUUGGGGUAUCAUUUAAUGUAACGACCUCAUCACCCUACAUUGGUUUUAAUCUACAUUUUGAUUUUAUUCAUAGCUACAUUGUGUGUAUAAUUUAGACAGGAUUUGUGAUUCAUAAUGUGUGUGAGUGUACGAGUGAGCUAGUGUAUGAUCCUGAAUCUGUAUCAUCUAAACCAUUCAUAAUGUGUUCAUACCUUUAGUUUACAUUUUCAUCCAUCAGUAAAGGUGUGUUCAGACUCGUAGCCUGGGUGAAAAUGUUAGCAUCCUGUCAGCUUUUCUUGGAAUGUUCCCAUCAAUUCAAAAACAUUCCAUGACAUCAUUUCCGAGAAAAAGAGGGUAAGGAAAAAAAUUCUUUUAUGGUUUUGAUGUAGGAUGUUAAUCAGUUUAGUUUUUAAUGGUACAAUUAUACCUGCCUACCAGUAAGCUGUUCGUUAUUUCAUCAGGUUUCCAAAUUUCUUAAAUAACAGUUAAUACGUUACACCUUGCCUGAUAUAAAAUUGAGUGCCAUAUCACAUUAAGACAACAAAAAACUAACAGAAUUAUAAAGUAUUUUCAAGUGAAAACAUGUAACGAUGAUAUUUUUCUGUAUUAACUAAAUGUGCUAAGAAGCAGGUGUUUGAUAGUUUUAGGAGUAAGGUAUUAACUUUCACAAAAAUAACAGUCAGUGAAUGUGAACAGUUUAUUUUCCCAUUUUCUGUUUCUGAUUAUUACAGAGAUAUCUAAAAGAAGUGGGAUAUAUGAGGCUUAUUAAGUUGGUGAUCUAUUGGCACCGGUUACAGUACCAAUGUUGAUAACUUGCACGGGAGGUGUUGUCUAUUCUCUAAGCACUGAUCUUUUAUACAGAAUUCGAGAAAUUAACUUUUUAUAAGUAAUUAUUUUAAGAAAUAGAAUGUGAUAUUCAGUAGUACUAGUAAAUGAAAUCCAUAACACAAAGAUGUUUUAUGAAAGGUAUUACCUUCAAGCAUUGUUUUUUUAGCGAAGUAUAUUAAUGUAAAUAGAAUAUAUUAUAGGCUUUGAAGGACGCCUGACAAUCGGGUCAAUGCUGACAGACUAGACAAGACUCACAUGUGUUCUAGUUGUACAUUAAAGAUGAGACAAUUUGCAACUGAUCAUGUUAUUCAUUAAGUAGUUUAAAUAGAUUUAAAUAAGUUUUUAUUGACUUGUAAAGGUGACAAUACUUGUUUACAUCUCUGAAAUGACAUCCUGAAUCUUUGUUUAUGAAGAACACAGUUAAAGAUUUCCAAUAAAAAAAUGUGACUACCAUGAUAAUAUGAAUACACUUAACUGAAGGCUUUGACCUCCGAGGGAAAAUAUUACAAUUCAACAGAAAAAGUUCGGACAACCAAUUUUACCAAUUUCAAAGCAGUAAUUGCCCAAAAUGUUGAUAUAGUAGAAUAAAUGAACUGAUAUUUACAUUAAAAUGUCAUUUAAAUACAUGUUCAUGUAUUAACAAUCAUCUUAAAAGUUAAAUGUUAUUAUUGUUUUAAACUGUUUUUAGAAAUAAUAUUAAAAUUGUAUUGAAUCAAGAUUAGCAUUAAUUCAGGCGUAAAGGUGUUGUAAUUGUGAGAACACUUGUGUAUAUAAAGUUUGUAACAGGAUGUGAGGACCAAGUGACAAAAACUAUUGUACAGCAGAACCUUGUUAUAGUUAAGAAAAUAUCACAGACAUCAACUAUAUCGAACCAAAGUGCUUCAAAGAUUUAAUCUUAAAAUAUUAUACACCAGAUUUUGUUUAGGGUAGGUGUAGGGGGAGAAUUUUGACAUCUACACAAGGUUUUGCAGAAGAAGUUUCUUAAUACUGAUUGAAAGAUUUUGCAAUGAAAAUGAUGUGGAGACGUUUUAUCUUUCACAUUCAAUUGUUGAAAAUACUUAAUGAUGGUGUUAGUAAUGAUUACACGUGACAUGUCUGGUCUGGUAUUGUCUUGUGUCAUGUGUGACUCGGACUAAGAUGGCUUUAUACAUGGAGCAUUACAGAUGUUUGUGUGGUGUAUAGUGUAAUGGUCCAGGGAACAGGUAGGUUAUGCGAGUAUGUGUACAAUAGGACUAAUAGGACUGUAAUGGGACUAUUAUAGGACUGUAAUAUUAUGUAAGUGCACAUGAAUGGGACACAAUAAAUGUACCAUCUA
Molecule: messenger RNA, 6173 nt
Organism: Mizuhopecten yessoensis (Yesso scallop)
Lineage: Eukaryota; Metazoa; Mollusca; Bivalvia; Pectinida; Pectinidae
Product: transcription elongation regulator 1-like
Exons: 21
Coding region: 34-3060 (1008 amino acids)
Cellular component (GO): nucleus
Molecular function (GO): RNA polymerase binding; transcription coregulator activity
Source: RefSeq, a predicted model, not a curated record